Molecule: messenger RNA, 2417 nt
Organism: Amoebophrya sp. A120
Lineage: Eukaryota; Dinophyceae; Syndiniales; Amoebophryaceae
Source: the annotation of a GenBank genome assembly
GUCUUCUGUUGCGUAAACCGACGUCCGCUGGACCUGCGGUUUGCCUCGACGCGGCUGCGAGACGAUACUGCGAUUGUUCGGAGAGCUGUAUCGAUCGACCCGGUAGCGCUGCAGUUCGCGUCGGACCGGCUACGGGACUCGGAGGUAGGUUUGGAUUUUCGCACCUACUUACUCGAGUGUACGCGUACCUAUCGAUGUUGCUCUGCCAGGUUUCAUCAUAGCCAUCGUCUCCAUGUAAACGAUAAAAUCAAGAUUUUUUUCAGUGACACCAGUGGCAGUGUCCUCGAUCGUGCUAGCGGUAGUUAGACUUUGAAAAACUCAAAAACGUCUAGGAUAUCCUACUCGCCUGCCGUUGCGAUCCCUACCGAUCCGGAGGGACCUGUUCAAACAUGCGGAAUACGGACGAGGACCGGAAAAUUGCGGGGGCGCCCUACUACCACCACUGGUUCCGAUUUGCAUCCGAGCGACUGCGCAACGACGUCUCCUUCGUCCAGCGCUUCGUCGAGACCUUGAUCGCAAGCCGGGGUGGCCAAGGAAAUUUGUUUCAUGAAAUGCUUCAGCAUGGGGGAGAGGACGUGCGGGACUGCGAAGCCAUCGUUGUGCAGCUGAUCCUCGGCAACCGCAGCCUACAUGUCGGGGGCGCGAAAAAGAGAAAAAAAAGCGAGCGCAGUGAGAGCCGAGUAACUCGGGGCAUGGGGUACUCCAACGACUACAUCAGCUCCCGCUAUUGUCUGAAAUUCGCGUCCGAGCGGGUCCGGUCCCUGGAGCACCUGUGGCUGCUUUGCCUGGGCCCGCCACCGCUACCACGGGGAAAGACCAUGGAGCAGCUGGCAGUUGAAUUCGAGGCGAACAAAAAGGUGAUCUCCUACUCUUCACACCCUCUGGUUCCCACGUGGAAGCUGCUGCCUGGGAUCGCGGCCGAGCUGCUGACUUGGGCGCCCGACAGUAUUCGUGACUCUGACGCUGUCAUGGCGUUGGCGCUCGACUCCGACUGCUACUGUGUUCGCUUUGCAUCGCCGCGGCUUCAACACGACGAAGCCUGGGUCCGCCACCACGUUCUAUCACACAACCGCAACCGCGGAAACUCCCACAGCCGUGUUGACCACGAACACCUAAGGAAUCCAUCCACAAAAGAACCGAUUGCAACGGUGGCCGAGCUUUUCAAAGGCAUAGGAAGAAAUGGGGUUGUUCCAGUGGUGGGCAAUGACUGUUCGUCAGCAUCUGGCUCGCGGAAAAGCAACGGGGGCUACGCCGCCAAGGACGCCAGUGGCUGGGAAACGCACGUGCGUCGUCAGGGCGUGCCUCCUUUCGCAUACCUGUCGCCUCGACUUCGCGACAAUGAGGAAAUUUUGGAAUUAGCCUGCGGCUUUUUUCCGGAAUCUUUUCUCUACGCAAGCGAGAGAUUGCGGGAAUCCUCCGUAAAGGCUGCUUGCACUGCGAUCUGGGCGAUUGGGCCGGUGUCCGACAGUUGGAAAAAAAUUGAGAAAAUUUUCGAUUUUCAUAUCAACCCUGUUUGGCGCAAAGACGGCGCAGGGAUGGAGCGGGAGGAGGUCCGAUGUGCCCCGUUCUUGGCGCAAUUGCACGAAAACCUGCGAGACAGCCCCACAGUUAAUACCGCAGCCUGCGUCAAAGACGCCAGGGCCCUGCGCUUCGCGUCAGACCGCAUUCGUAGUGGGGAAGGUGAGGACGCCGUGCAAGUUUUGCACACUGCGCUAAAGCAAAACGUGUGGGACGCGCUCGAAUGCGUGGGCGACACAGCGCUCAAGGAGAAUCGAGGCAAUGUUCUCGGCUGCGCCGGAUACUGGAACUUCGUCGCCGCGAUGGGGAAGAUGCGGCGAAUCUAUUCACCAAAGUCAAAGUCCUUCAACAAUAUUGCUCCGAUGGAGGAUCUUCAGGAUGACGAAGUAGAAGAGCAGAGUUCUUUGACACAACAACUCCUGCAGCACGUCGCACGAUACCGCGCCGACAAGAUGUCGAGUGAAGGAGAAGAUUUUUGCGCCAAGGAAGAGAAGGAAGAGGAACCGGGGGAGGUCGACAAGGACGGUGAGGCUGCUUCUGUACUAGACGAAGUUUCGAACUGCCUGAAUCCUGAUGACGUUGACGGCAUCCACUGUCUCUGCCCAGCGCACUUGCGGAGGAUAGGAGUCUGGGACGCAUAGACAAAGAAACAUAAGCUGUUGUUCAUCUACGUCUUAGUUUUUGGCUUUACCAUUACCAACGACCCUCCAGCGAGCACGAAUAGAUAAAUGCACGAUCAUCAUGUUGCUGUAUGAUAGAUGACAAUCAAGGUGAAGUUGAGGUAGAUGCGCCUUGAUGUCGUACGUAAGUAAGUAGCUUCUUCGACCGAAACUAAAAAGAGUCACAUUGGAUUGCGCAGGUUUCCCACGGCUGCGGUUCACUGUCUUGCUGCUACUUAC